This is a messenger RNA of Dunckerocampus dactyliophorus (ringed pipefish), 2842 nucleotides long. RefSeq names its product receptor-interacting serine-threonine kinase 4 (gene ripk4). The record is from RefSeq and is a predicted model, not a curated record. Gene Ontology annotation, cellular component: cytoplasm. Lineage: Eukaryota; Metazoa; Chordata; Actinopteri; Syngnathiformes; Syngnathidae. The coding region runs from base 97 to 2484 and encodes 795 amino acids. The transcript has 8 exons. Gene Ontology annotation, molecular function: protein kinase activity; protein binding; ATP binding. Gene Ontology annotation, biological process: protein phosphorylation.
GGUGAAAACAAGGAAGGAAUCACAAGCGGUCUGGUUGGCGUAAGAACACCUCCUGUACGGAGCUGAUACAGCUGGCGGGUUUGUUCAGGUUCAGACAUGGAUGUUCCUGAUUCACCGCAUGGGAAUAUGGGACUACUUAGGACCUUUGACUCCUCUGAGUUCUGCACCUGGGAGAAAAUUGGCUCAGGUGGAUUUGGACAAGUGUACAAAGUGCGGCAUGCUCAGUGGAAAACAUGGCUGGCUAUCAAGUGCCCUCCUUGCCUUCAUGUGGAUGACAAAGAACGGUCGGAGCUGCUCGAGGAAGCCAAAAAAAUGGAGGCGGCCAAGUUCCGAUAUAUCCUGCCUGUUUAUGGGAUCUGCGAGGACCCCCAGGGCCUGGUCAUGGAGUACAUGGAGACCGGCUCACUGGAAAGCCUGCUGGCCACCGAACCGCUGCCUUGGGAGCUGCGCUUCCGCAUCAUCCACGAGACGGCCGUGGGGAUGAACUUCUUACACUGCAUGAACCCGCCCUUGCUGCACCUGGACUUGAAGCCUGCCAACAUCCUGCUGGACGCACACUACCAUGUCAAGAUAUCCGAUUUUGGCCUGGCUCGCUGGAACGGCCUGUCCCGGGCUGAAGACAUCAGCAGAGAUGGCUUCUGCGGGACCAUUGCCUACCUGCCGCCUGAAAGCAUCAUUGAGAAGGACAGAGUGUCGAACACCAAACAUGACGUAUACAGUUUUUCUAUUGUCAUCUGGGGCAUCCUAACCCAAAAGAAACCCUACCAAGGAGAAAACAACAUCUUGCAGAUCAUGGUGAAGGUGGUGAAAGGAGUGCGUCCGGAUCUGGGGGCUGUGCCACGCAGUCGCCCUACCGCCUGCAUGGGCUUCUUGAGUCUCAUGCAGCGCUGCUGGGCAACAAACCCUGAGGUCAGACCCAGCUUCCAGGACAUCACAUCCGAAGCUGAGGAUCUGUGCUCGAAACCUCAAGCAGAGUCCAAGACUCCGACCUCAUCUGUGUCCGAGUCGGAGCCUACUUCUUGCGACAUGCUGUCCCUUCACCAGGUUCAAAACACGAAGCAACCCGUUCGUCCAAAAUCGGCCAUGUUGCCGGAAAAAGACUACAGUCUGUCUGAGCUGCUGACCCAGGUGGAUUCUGGGAUCUCGAGGAGCUUUGAUCGGCUGAAGGAAGACAGCAGCUACAGCAAAGAGAACACUUGCAAAAGGCUCUCGGGCAUGUCGUCUGCAGACUCUGCGUUCUCUUCGCAGGACUCUAUAACGAUGUCUUUUGAGAAAGAAAACACAAUUGAUUCUGCUGACGUCCACAAAAGGAAGUUAUGUGAUGCCAUCAGAACCAUGGACACAGCAAAGCUGAUGAAGAUCCUCCAGCCGCAGGAUGUUGAUCUCCUCCUGGAGGGAGGAGGCGGCCUCCUCCAUCAUGCCAUCACCUUCACCAAUGAGGAAGCCGUCAAGUUCCUCCUGCUGAACAACGCCGAUCCCAACCUCGCCAACACCCGCGGCUCCACCCCUCUUCACCUGGCCACCGAGAAGCACUUGAAGCCCCUGGCCGAACUCCUGCUCGGCCGGCGCAGCACCAACGUUAACGCCAAGGAUGAGGACCAGUACACGGCCUUGCACUGGGCAGCCCAGAACGGAGACGAGGCCAUGACACGCCUGCUGCUCGACCGGGGGGCAGCCAUCAACGAGACCGACGGUCAAGGGCGCACGCCUGCUCAUGUGGCGUGCCAGCACGGCCAGGAGAACGUGGUCCGAGUGCUGCUGAGCCGCGGCGCUGAUGUCCACAUCAAGGGGAAGGACAACUGGACGGCGUUGCACUUGGCUGCCUGGCAGGGUCAUCUGGGCAUCGUCAAGCUGGUGGUCAAGCAGGCGGGUGCCGACGUCAAUGCCCAGACGAAAGACGGCCGCACGGCACUGCAUUUGGCAUCCCAGAGGGGGCAGUAUCGAGUGGCGCGAAUCCUCAUUGAACUGAGAGCAGAUGUUCACAUGACGGCCUCUGGCUUGAACACGCCACUCCAUGUGGCGGCCGAGACGGGUCACACCAGCACGUCCCGCCUCCUUAUUAAACACUGUGCGGAGAUCCACGCCGAGAACAGCCAAGGAUUCACCCCUCUCCACUUAGCCUCCCAGCGGGGCCACCUGGCCACCGUCAAGAUGCUAAUAGAGGAGGGGGCCGACCCUCAAAAACUCAACCUGGACCAACGCACCCCCUACCAUUUGGCGGCAGAGUGCGGACACAGCGAAGUUCUGAAAAAGCUGCUCCUUCACUGUCCAGCCGGGGGCGCUCUGUCAGAGGAGCUCGGCCUUUUGCACGUGGCAGAGCGGGGGGAACGCUUGCCGGAGGACUCCCAGGACUUUCUUCGUGAGAGCUCGGCGCCAUCUGAGUCCGAGCAGCUACCGGAGGCUAAGCCGCUCCAGAGGAGAGUUGUCAUUCUCAAACUGACAGAGCACAACGACAAUCCGCAGUGUGCACCAGCCUUGUGCUAACAGGAGAAAAGACACUGCCAUGCCCACUUGGUGUCGGCAAAUCGAUGUAAUAUAAUAUGCUAAACACACGAUUAGGAUUUUACCAUGUAAAUAUGUACACUGUAAAUAGAGAUGUAUGUCAGCAUAUACAAUUUUACUUUUGUACCCCAUACCGUUUUUUGAACCGCAUAAGCACAUGUUGGUGGGAUUCCAUUUUGAUUAGGAAGCAUGGGAUAUUUGUGCACCUUUCUGAUGUUGCAGCUGCCUGUAAGUAGUGGAACACCAGCGCUUUUUGUUGUUGUUGUGUCGGCCAUUUUGGAUUUCUAAUUGGAUUCGGCGGUGUUCUGAGCCUGUUAAAGCCAUUAAAAAAAACCUUCAA